AUGCUGGAUGAUGUCCAAGGAAUCACCAAUAAUGUCAACACCUACGCUAAGUAUGAUGAAGGUCAUGAAACCAAUGACCAUACAGACCUUUACAAUAAUACUAAUACUAAUAUCAUAGAGAAGCCAUUUACUGAAAACCCUCACAACUAUUGGAUACCUUCCGGUAUUAUGGCAGAACUCACUACAAAUAUUUAUAAAGGAAACACCUUAUUACAAUCUUAUCUACGAAAUAAGAAUAUUAAAUUCAACCCACUUCCGAUGGACAAACAAAUUGUUAACCAAGAGACGUUACUUUCUACAAGACUACUUACACUGGAUGCCUUGUCUUCACUUAAUGAAAUACAAAAAGAUGAAGCACUUAAGUCAUUUAUUCCUAACACCAACCUACCUCUGAAAAUGAAACACGAAAAGAAAAAUUGGAAUGUAAGACUAUGCCCAUCUUUCAGAACAACCAUGAUACAAGAUUUGUCUUUAGAAAAAUCACCCAAACCAACAAUAAACACAAAGACAUCUGGAAAAGGUUUGGAAAAUGUCUAUCCCAUAUGGCAAAAAUUUUUCCCACAACACUGGGCUACAACAAUUAUCAGAGAUGGUUAUUAUCCUAUAUGGGAACAUACUACUAUCUUGGUCAUUAUUGUACAACAAAAACAAGCAAUUAAAACUCCAAAAUUGAAAUUCAUUCGUACAUCUUUCAUCCGAAAGCAAACAACAGCUCCUACAAUAGGUGAAGCAGUUAUCCCAUCACAAAGGAAAGAAAAUUUGGCUAAACAUUCCACAUUCAACCAUACAAACUGA
This is a messenger RNA of Cetraspora pellucida, 795 nucleotides long. Lineage: Eukaryota; Fungi; Glomeromycota; Glomeromycetes; Diversisporales; Gigasporaceae. The record is from the annotation of a GenBank genome assembly.